AUGGUUAACGCCACUACAGAUAUGAAUAAAAGCUGUUCAACUACAACAAGCUCGACAGUCGUACCUCUCUUAGUUAAACCGAAAGAGACAAGAAAGUUCCCCACGAAAACCUUUGACAACUUCCGCAGCGAUGCGGAGCAAGAUGUGGAACAUCCUAUUUAUGUGGGCACAAAUGGCAGAACAUACAAUGAUAAAGCUGCGGCAUCAAAUACUGCUAAUACAAACCUAGUCAGAAUUUUGAGAGGCCGCCAUUUGCAGAUGUUAGCCAUUGGAGGUUCGAUAGGUACUGGGCUAUUCGUAAGCUCCGGGGCAGCAUUAGCAAGUGGAGGUCCUGGUUCUCUGCUUCUUGCAUAUAUCUUGACAGGAGGAAUGUUAUACUGUACUGUGCAAGCACUAGGAGAAAUGGCAGUCACCUUUCCAAUCGCCGGUUCAUUCUCGACAUUUGCCACCCGCUUUAUUGAUCCAGCUUGGGGCUUUGCAACCGGCUGGAACUAUGCCAUUCAAUGUCUCAUCAUCAUGCCUGUGGAGCUCAUGGCCGCAGCCAUCACUCUCGAAUAUUGGGAUCUUCCAAUACCCACUUGGGCUAGUAUCACACUCUUCUUAGCCAGUGUUGCCUUUAUUAGUCUUUGUGGCAUCAAAACCUUUGGUGAGGCAGAGUAUGCCUUCUCGAUAUUGAAAGUCACAGCUAUCAUAGGUUUCAUCCUUCUUGGCAUCGUGAUAAAUUGCACCGGGACUCCUCAGACGGGUUAUAUAGGGGUUAAGUAUUGGAUUCACCCCGGGGCCUUCAAUCAUGGUUUCAAAGGAUUUUGUAACAUCCUUGUUAUGGCCGCAUUUUCCUUCGCAGGGACAGAACUAGUUGCAUUAGCAGCUGCCGAGACCUAUAACCCAAGCAAAUCCUUACCAACAGCUAUUAAGCAGGUUUUCUGGCGUAUUGUUUUGUUCUAUAUCUUAAGCAUAUUCAUAAUCGGACUACUUGUCCCCUACAACACUCCCUCCCUUCUUUCCACCUCAAAUGCCAGCACCAAUAAAGCCUCCCCUUUCAUAAUAGCCAUACAGUCAGCAGGUAUCAAUGGUCUUGACUCAGUAAUGAACGCCGUAAUUCUAAUAGCUGUCCUCUCCGUCGCCAAUUCCUGCGUCUUCGGCUCUUCGCGUCUCCUCGCCUCUCUCGCAGCACAAGGCCAAGCUCCUCGUUACCUAGCUUACAUAGAUCGUAAAGGCCGUCCUAUAAUCGCCGUUUUUAUCUCUUUAGCCUUCGGUCUUCUGGCCUAUCUAUACGUAUCUUCCAUUGGAAAUACUGCUUUCACGUGGUUACUAGCUCUCUCGGGUCUAUCGUCACUUUUUACUUGGGGAACAAUCUGUUAUUCGCAUAUCCGAUUUCGUAAAGCAUGGGCACAACAGGGUCAUAGGACUGAUUCCCUCAUAUAUCAAUCUCCAGUUGGUACGAUCGGUUCGUGGGUUGGUCUCAUCAUGAUCAUAUUAGUUCUCGCAGCGCAAUUCUGGGUAGCGGUCGAUCCGAUUGGUGAUAAUAAUGAGGGAAUUAAUGAUAAGAUUAGUGGUUUCUUUGAGGCAUAUUUGGCAUUGCCUGUGGUAUUGAUGUUUUAUGCGGGAUAUAAACUUUGGUAUAGGACUAGGUGGAUGAAGAUUGAAGCGAUUGAUUUGAGAACGGGUAGGAAUGAUGUGGACGCGGGGUUUUUGUAUAGAGGGUCUAGAGGACAAAGAUGGGAGAUGGGAAUGGAGGAGUGGCCGAGGUGGAAGAAGAUUUAUAAGUUGCUUUGUUAA
Sclerotinia sclerotiorum 1980 UF-70 is the source of this 1779-nucleotide messenger RNA. RefSeq lists its product as hypothetical. The record is from RefSeq and is a predicted model, not a curated record. The transcript is spliced from 6 exons. Gene Ontology annotation, molecular function: amino acid transmembrane transporter activity. Gene Ontology annotation, biological process: amino acid transmembrane transport. Lineage: Eukaryota; Fungi; Ascomycota; Leotiomycetes; Helotiales; Sclerotiniaceae. Bases 1 to 1779 code for a protein of 592 amino acids. Gene Ontology annotation, cellular component: membrane.